UCCCCGCCUCGGCACCUCGUCGUAGCAGGCAGCUUUCGAUCCAAUUGACGGCUCCACCGCUCCACUCCUCCCGUCUCCCGACGUCGAAUCCCCUCCGGACACCGAGCAUACUCUGCUCCUUUGCAAGAAGAAGCGCCUCCGGAAGGAAUUCUUCCAGUAUUGGAGCCAUCGCCGUCCUUCUCUCUGCUGGAUCGGCAUCGAGCGGAGAUCCAAUUGCACUCACAUCAGGACAAGCAAUGUCAGGAGUGGUUACAAAGUUUGCUGUUACAUCCAUGUUGAUGUGGAUGGCCCCGGUUGCGAUCAUGUAUGGGUUCUACUACCAAGUGUUUCCAGGUGUGAGCCAGAUGUCAUCCUCUGCUCAGACACUUGCCAGUGGGUUCCUUGCCGUUAUAUCAGUUAAUCUGGUGAUCGGAUAUUACAUUUGCAUGGCAAUGAAGGAGACUCCACACCAGGAACCACAGCCGGAUCACACCUUUCUGGCGAACGCCAAAGCAAGUAUCAACCAGCCAGUAUCUUCUCAAAUGAGUGAUGAUUCCAAGGGGAAGGGGAAGGUUGAGUAAGCUAUGGCUCGUGUUGACUUGGGUAUUGUGUAUGUUAAGCACAUCUUUUUUUCAGGAGGGAUAGCUGUGCUGUGCCAUCACACAACGCCUCUGUUUUUGACCCAUCUAUAGCAACCAGUAGAGACAGAGUGAAUUGUCAUCGUACAAUGCCUGUCUCUUAGCAUGUAAUCUCGUGAAGAUUGGAUUUGGAUAGAUAGAAUAGAGUUCCAGGGCAAAACGUGCCCCUGUUUGUUUUGCAUUGCACUAGCCACCAUUUCAUUUACAUCUAGUUUCAAGUA
Molecule: messenger RNA, 838 nt
Organism: Setaria italica (foxtail millet)
Lineage: Eukaryota; Viridiplantae; Streptophyta; Magnoliopsida; Poales; Poaceae
Exons: 3
Coding region: 237-560 (107 amino acids)
Biological process (GO): vacuolar proton-transporting V-type ATPase complex assembly
Cellular component (GO): endoplasmic reticulum membrane
Source: RefSeq, a predicted model, not a curated record